Ilex paraguariensis (yerba mate) is the source of this 1359-nucleotide messenger RNA. NCBI's taxonomy places the organism in Eukaryota, Viridiplantae, Streptophyta, Magnoliopsida, Aquifoliales, Aquifoliaceae. The record is from the annotation of a GenBank genome assembly.
UCUCUUCCGAAUUCUUCUUUCUUUAACCUUGUCAAAAUUCCAAUUGCAAUUUUGCAGGGUAGAAAAAAUGACGAUUGACGACGACAGCUCAAUAUACGUCGGUGGGCUUCCGUACGACGCCACCGAGGAGAGCCUUCGUCGAGUCUUCCAUAUUUACGGAGCCGUCGUUGCCGUUAAGAUAAUCAAUGACCGUGGGGUUGGAGGAAAAUGCUAUGGCUUUGUUACUUUCAAAAAUCCUCGUUCUGCAAUUCAUGCCAUUGAGGAGAUGGAUGGCAGGACUAUAGAUGGACGAGUGGUGAAAGUAAAUGAAGUGAAGACCAGAGGUGGGAGACCAAAUUAUGGACGUGAAAGUUUUCGACGUAAUUCUGAUAGGGGCCUGAAUUGGGAUAGGGGCAGAGAGAGGGGAAGCGACUAUGAUCAUGAUAGGGACCGUUAUCGAGAUCGGCAUAGAGACCGAUCUCGAGGCCAUGAUCAAGAGAGGGAAAGAGAAUAUGAGCACUCAAGUGACCAUGAUCGAACAAGGAGCCGUCUUGUGGAUGGAGAUAGAUAUCAAGAUCAAGAUCAAGAUCAAGACAGAGAUAUGGAGGACAUUGAACGAGAACACAGAAGAAACCCUGAGCUGGAAUGGGAAAGAGACCAGGACUUGAAUAGUGACCGAGACAAUGAGACACAAAGAAGUAACAAUUAUCAUAAAAGUCGAGUCAAGGAUGAAGAUCAACUGUCUAAAUUACCGAACGGAAGUUCUAACUUUAAUGACCGUCGUGGUAGAGAGCCUUCAUCAGACUCGAGUGAUGACGAUCAUGAGAUGAAAAAACAAUUGGAUAUUUCAAAGCAAAGGCUCGAAGAACUUAAAAAAGAGAUAUCUGAGAUGGAAGAGCUAGAAGACGAGAAACAACAGCAAAUUUUGAAGUUACAGGAGAAAACCCAGAAAUUGGAGGAUGCAUUGACAGUUGCAAAGAAGCUCACCUUACAUCGUCAGAUGCAAUUGACCAAGCUGCACAAAUGUUUUAUGCAAGUAAAAGACUACAGUGAAAGACUUAAAGGAUGUGAACAGGAUCUUCAGUCUCUUGUCGAUUCAGCGAUGAUAGAGGUGGAAUAUGGUGAUGAUGUGGGUGUAAGGGAUGCGAUCCUGGCAAAUGGCAAUGCUUGACAAUGCAUUGAGGUUUAACAGUAUGUUUUGCGUUUGAAAGCUAUUUAUAUACGCGUAUAUGCAACUUAAUUCACACCCCCCUUUUUUGUGUACUCUCUUAUCCUCUUUUAGUAUGAAUGACAUACUUAUUUUCAUGUAAACUUGUUAAUUAGUACUCGUUACAACUCAUCUUUGAUAUGUGAUUGCCCAUUUUUGUUUUUGUAUUGUUC